AUGACAGUACUGGGUUUGUUGAUGAUAGCAGUGUGUGCCGCUGGCACACUGUGUGCUGGCACACUGAACGGCGCCAGCCUCGACAUCAAUCUCUACAAGGACCUCUUACUGGAUCUUCAUAAUCGCUACAGGAGGCAAGUUCAGCCACCCGCGGCAAACAUGCAGGUCAUGGUUUGGAAUCAGAAUCUUUCCACGGAAGCCGCGUCAUGGAUUGAAGGAUGCGAUUUUAAACAUCAGCACGAAGACAGAGGAGAAAAUUUGGCUUUCAACACUAAUGCAUACACGACCGAAAAGUUAAUCGCUGACGCGCUGAAGUCUUGGUAUGAUGAGAAAAACCAGUACUCGUUGGGGCCACAGUCAUGUGGAGGAGCCUGUCACUACACCCAGAUGGUGUGGCACAAAACCACACAGGUUGGUUGCGCCAUGGUCCAGUGUCAGAGUUUAACUGCCUUCGGAAGGAGAUUCAAGAAUGCCUGGUACCUCGGCUGCUUUUAUGAUCCUAAGGGGAACUGGAUAGGGGAGACGCCAUACGAUCAGGGAGCGCCUUGCAGCCAGUGUCUGACAGGACAAACCUGCGACAAAAAAUUGUGUACAGGUAAUGGCGUAAACAAUGUGAAGUGUGAAGACAAGAAAGACAAAUGUGAGACUUGGGAGGCGAUGGGGGAAUGUUCCAAGAACCCAGACUACAUGAGAAGGAACUGCCGUAAGGCAUGCGGGGAAUGCCGAGUGACAGAGGAGAGCACAGUCUGUCGCGACAAUGACGGAAGAUGUGGAACAUGGGCCAGAGGCGGCGAAUGCGAGAACAACAAGGAAUGGAUGCUACCAAACUGUCGAAAAUCAUGCAAAGGUUGCACCGGCGGAAAUGGUGAAAGUGGCAACGACAACGGUAGCGGAAGUGGAAGUGGCAACGGUCGCGAUGGAGUAGAUGGAUUGGCGUGUCACAAUGAAUUCCCUCAGAGAUCGUGUCGUGUCUGGAGCUUAUCUGGAGCAUGUAACAGACACCCGGAAUACAUGUCCCUGAAGUGUCGCCGGGAGUGUGGACUGUGUCGAGACAACGGGAAUGUGUGUAGGAACAAACUGCGGUGUUGUGCUGACAUGAAGAGGAGGGGAUAUUGCAGGCAAUACCGGAAGUUUAUGAGAGAUAACUGCCCAGCCUCAUGCUCUCGAUGUUAAGGUUGGACACAAUUCAUCGACGUUGUAACCGCCUUAGAAAUGGAAUGCACUUCCCCAUCGUGAAAUAUAGAGAGUUACGGUAUACUCCCCAGAAUUACAGGACACAUUAGUUGGUUGACAACUUAAACAUGAAUGGUGUUAUAAUGUAAUGAUAUUGAAUUGUGAACGCUCGCAUACCUGGCUAGUUCCUUAAAUAGUUUUAUCAUGUUGCACAGGUUACAAAAUUAUUCUAAAUAGUGAACUGGAAAUGUUAUAGAAAGCAUAUCCUACAGAACAGCACCUCUGAUAACGGAUAUCAAAUACUACAUAUACCGAUACCUAAACUUAAACUGUAUGAAACGAUCCAAGGGGAGACAAAUUACAUCAUUUUUCAUUAUAAAAAAACUAAUUGAAUUUUGUAUAUAUUCUGAACUGGUGCCACUCUUUAUAUAAAUCAAACGUGGCAUACAUGGUAACGUCAAACUCCGGGACUAAAAGACUUUAAGCAGAGUUUACCACCCAACUAAUUCAAAUUAUUAUACAAUAGAUAUAACACUUGAUACAGACUACGGGCUGGACUAAUACUGCGUGAUAAUGGUGUGAUGAUACCCGCGUGUGUUUAUGUGUUUAUUUUUUAAUAAAUAUUCAUAUUUCUCCGCCUC
This is a messenger RNA of Pecten maximus, 1814 nucleotides long. Its product is annotated as cysteine-rich venom protein pseudechetoxin-like. Lineage: Eukaryota; Metazoa; Mollusca; Bivalvia; Pectinida; Pectinidae. The transcript has 9 exons. The record is from RefSeq and is a predicted model, not a curated record. The coding region runs from base 1 to 1173 and encodes 390 amino acids.